Chlorocebus sabaeus (green monkey) is the source of this 2095-nucleotide messenger RNA. RefSeq names its product purinergic receptor P2X 6 (gene P2RX6). Gene Ontology annotation, molecular function: purinergic nucleotide receptor activity; ATP binding; extracellularly ATP-gated monoatomic cation channel activity. NCBI's taxonomy places the organism in Eukaryota, Metazoa, Chordata, Mammalia, Primates, Cercopithecidae. The record is from RefSeq and is a predicted model, not a curated record. Gene Ontology annotation, biological process: calcium ion transmembrane transport; response to ATP. Gene Ontology annotation, cellular component: cell junction; plasma membrane.
GGGUUAGGGGCUUGAGUGCUGGGUGUCAGAAGCUGGAUCCUGCUUUAGUGGAAGUGUCCCUUUAACAGUCGCUGGCCUGGCCUGGCUCGGGCCCUGCUUUGCCUCCUGUUCAGCUGUGACUGCAGCUACCAUGCUGACUCAUGUGCCCGCAGCUAGCAGGAGCUGGCAGCAUGGGCUCCCCAGGGGCUACGACAGGCUGGGGGCUUCUGGAUUAUAAGACGGAGAAGUGGGCUCUCCUCGCCAAAAAAGGCUACCAGGACCGGGAUCUUGACCCCCAGAUUUCCGUCAUCACCAAACUCAAAGGGGUUUCCGUGACUCAGAUCGAGGAACUUGGAAACCGGCUGUGGGAUGUGGCCGACUUCGUGAAGCCACCUCAGGGUGAAAACGUGUUCUUCCUGGUGACCAACUUCCUUGUGACGCCAGCCCAAGUUCAGGGCAGAUGCCCUGAGCACCCCUCUGUCCCACUGGCUAACUGCUGGGUCGACGAGGACUGCCCCGAAGGGGAGAGAGGCACGCACAGCCACGGUGUAAAAACAGGCCAAUGUGUGGUGUUCAAUGAGACCCACAGGACCUGUGAGAUCUGGAGUUGGUGCCCAGUGGAGAGUGGCGUUGUGCCCUCGAGGCCCCUGCUGGCCCAGGCCCAGAACUUCACACUGUUCAUCAAAAACACAGUCACCUUCAGCAAGUUCAACUUCUCUAAGUCCAAUGCCUUGGAGACCUGGGACCCCACCUAUUUUAAGUACUGCCAUUAUGAACCACAACUCAGCCCCUACUGUCCCGUGUUCCGCAUUGGGGACCUCGUGGCCGAGGCUGGAGGGAACUUCGAGGACCUGGCGUUGCUGGGUGGCUCUGUGGGCAUCAGGAUUCACUGGGAUUGCGACCUGGACACUGGGGACUCCGGCUGCCGGACUCACUACUCCUUCCAGCUGCAGGAGAGGAGCUACAACUUCAGGACAGCCAAUUACUGGUGGGAGCAACCGGGUGUGGAGGCCCGCACCCUGCUCAAACUCUAUGGAAUCCGCUUUGACAUCCUCGUCACUGGGCAGGCAGGGAAGUUCGGGCUCAUUCCCAUGGCCGUCACACUGGGCACCGGGGCAGCUUGGCUGGGAGUGGUCACCUUUAUCUGUGACCUGCUGCUGCUGUAUGUGGAUAGAGAAGCCCAUUUCUACUGGAGGACAAAGUAUGAGGAGGCAAAGGCCCCGAAGGCAACCGCCAACUCUGUGUGGAGUGAGCUGACCCUUGCAUCCCAAGCUCGACUGGCCAAGUGCCUUAGACAGAUCUCAGCACCUGCACCCACGGCCACUGCUGCUGGGAGUCAGACACAGACACCAGGAUGGCCUGGUCCAAGUUCUGACACCCACUUGCCAGCCCAUUCCUGAAGCCCGUAGCCGUUCCCUGCUGGUUGAGAGUUGGGGGCUGGGGAGGGUGGGGCCCUGCCUGGGGAUCUCAAGGAUGAGGCCCCAGCAUGGAGGAUUGGGGGUAGAAUUCCACCCUUGAACCCCAGCAGACAGUCCCUCCCCUGACUCCUGCCUUAGCAGGAUGCUGCCUCGUGGAACCACAGAAGUCAGUCACAGAAGUCAUACUUAGGAAGCUGUCUGAGCGCAGCUGCUCAAGGGAGGCCCUGACUCUGAUCCCAGGCUGGGUGGAGUGGCUGGAAGGAAUGGUUCCAAACACCACCACCGAGAUCUCCCUCAGGCUGGCUGGGUUUCGCAGCUGGAAUUCGCCUCUUGGUCCCAAGGCGGGGCAGGGAAUUCUAAUUGUCCACCCCAGGGAGGCAAGGGGCUGCUUUCCAUUGUGGGUACCUGGUGGUCAGGACAUGCUGUGGAGGGCCAGGUGUGGGGCUGAGGCUGGGCUGACAUCUGGAAUCAUCUGCCACCUGGAGCCUCAGUAAAAUGCCUGGGGUCCCUGCUGCCUCUCAAUCCCCAGAGCCAUGUCCCUCGGGAGCUGGGCUCUGAAGGGCUAGGGUGGGAGAGUGUGGCCCCUGAGGCCUGGGUAUCCAAGGAGGGGCACAUGCACCUGAUUCUCCUUGGGGCCCAGAGAAAGCUGAUGUCAUGGCUGGAGAAAGUCGCGGAGUAAAGCCAGCAAAGCCACCCUC